Messenger RNA from Hypanus sabinus (Atlantic stingray), 1902 nucleotides. Its product is annotated as gastrula zinc finger protein XlCGF57.1-like. Gene Ontology annotation, molecular function: RNA polymerase II cis-regulatory region sequence-specific DNA binding; DNA-binding transcription factor activity, RNA polymerase II-specific. The transcript has a single exon. Gene Ontology annotation, biological process: regulation of transcription by RNA polymerase II. The annotation marks the transcript as partial. NCBI's taxonomy places the organism in Eukaryota, Metazoa, Chordata, Chondrichthyes, Myliobatiformes, Dasyatidae. The record is from RefSeq and is a predicted model, not a curated record.
AUUUGUGGGGAGGGAUUUACUCGGUCAUCUCACCUAAUGGCGCUCCAGCGAGUUCACACCGGGGAGCGGCCGUUCACCUGCUCGGACUGUGGGAAGGGAUUUACUCGGUCUUCCAGCCUACUGAGUCAUCAGAGAAUUCACACUGGGGAAAAGCCGUUCAUCUGUUCGGUCUGUGGGAAGGGAUUCACUCACUCAUCCACCCUACUGAGUCAUCAGCGUGUUCACACUGGGGAGAGGCCAUUCACCUGCUCGGACUGCGGAAAGAGAUUCACUCAGUUAUCCAACCUACAGAGUCAUCAGCGAGUUCACACCGGGGAAAAGCCGUUCACCUGCUCAGAAUGUGGAAAGGGAUUCAGACAGAUAUCCCAUCUAGUGAUUCAUCAGCGAGUUCACACUGGGGAGAAGCCAUUCACCUGCUCAGAAUGUGGGAAGGGAUUCACUCACUCAUCCCAUCUACAGGGACACCAACGAAUUCACACUGGGGAGAGGCCAUUCACCUGCUCGGACUGUGGGAAGGGUUUCACACAGUCAGCCAGCCUUCAGACUCAUCUGCGAGCUCACACUCGGGAGAAGCCGUUCACCUGCUCAGAAUGUGGGAAGGGAUUCACUCGUUCAUCUUACCUACUGAGUCAUCAGCGAGUUCACACUGGGGAGAAGCCGUUCACCUGCUCAGAGUGUGGGAAGGGAUUCACUCACUCAUCCCAUCUACAGAGACACCAACGAAUUCACACUGGGGAGAGGCCAUUCACCUGCUCGGACUGUGGGAAGGGAUUCACUCAGUCAUCCAGCCUUCAGACUCAUCUGCGAGUUCACACUGGAGAGAGACCGUUCACCUGCUCAGAAUGUGGGAAGGGAUUCACUCGUUCAUCUUACCUACUGAGUCAUCAGCGAGUUCACACUGGGGAGAGGCCGUUCACCUGCUCAGAAUGUGGGAAGGGAUUCACUCAGUCAUCCCACCUACAGAGUCAUCAACGAUUUCACACUGGGGAUAAGCCGUUCACCUGCUCAGAAUGUGGGAAGAGAUUCAUUCAUUCUUCCGACCUACUGAGUCAUCAGCGAGUUCACACUGGAGAGAGGCCAUUCACCUGCUCGGACUGCGGGAGGAGAUUCACUCAGUCAUCCAACCUACAGAGUCAUCAGCGAGUUCACACUGGGGAGAAGCCGUUCACCUGCUCAGAAUGUGGGAAGAGAUUCACUCGUUCAUCCGACCUACUCUGUCAUCAGCGAGUUCACACUGGGGAGAGGCCGUUCACCUGCUCAGAAUGUGGGAAGAGAUUCACUCGUUCAUCUACCCUACUGAGUCAUCAGAGAGUUCACACUGGGGAGAGGCCGUUCACCUGCUCAGUCUGUGGGAAGAGAUUCACUCAGUCAUCCCACCUACAGAGUCAUCAGCGAGUUCACUCUGUGGAUAAGCCGUUCACCUGCUCCGUCUGUGGGAAGAGAUUCACUCUGUCAUCCAACUUACUGGUUCAUCAUCGAGCUCACACUGGUGAGAAGCCGUUCACCUGCUCAGAAUGUGGGAAGAGGUUCACUCUGUCAUGCAACCUGCAGACACACCAGCGAGUUCACACUGGGGAGAGGCCAUUCACCUGCUCAGUCUGUGGGAAAGGAUUCACUCGGUUAUCCCACCUACAGAGUCAUCAGAGAACUCACACUGGGGAGAAGCCGUUCACCUGCUCGGUCUGUGGGAAGGGAUUCACUCACUCAUCCACCCGACUGAGUCAUCAGCGAGUUCACACUGGGGAGAAGCCGUUCAUUUGCUCCGUCUGUGGAAAGAGAUUCACUAAGUCAUCCAACUUACUGGUUCAUCAUCGAGCUCACAGUGGCGAGAAGCCGUUCACUUGCUCAGAAUGUGGAAAGAGAUUCACUCAUUCAUCCGACCUACUGAGUCAUCAGCGAGUU